Messenger RNA from Melospiza georgiana, 3916 nucleotides. It is a transcript of the gene ADAMTS18, whose product is annotated as ADAM metallopeptidase with thrombospondin type 1 motif 18. Bases 1 to 3666 code for a protein of 1221 amino acids. The transcript has 23 exons. The record is from RefSeq and is a predicted model, not a curated record. Gene Ontology annotation, biological process: proteolysis; extracellular matrix organization. NCBI's taxonomy places the organism in Eukaryota, Metazoa, Chordata, Aves, Passeriformes, Passerellidae. Gene Ontology annotation, molecular function: metalloendopeptidase activity. Gene Ontology annotation, cellular component: extracellular matrix.
AUGGACUGUCUCCUGCUGGCCGUCUGGACUUUACCUGCUGCGAUCCUCGGCGGCAGCUCCAUGCAAUUCCAGACUCUCCCGUGGCUCGGAAGCGCUGUAAAGACCCUUCAGCUGUGUUGCCUCUGUUGCGUGUCUCAUGCGGCAACUUUAACCAGUGACAGCAUCAGUGAAUUGACUCAUGAUUAUGUGUUUGUGACACCUGUCAGAGUGGAUGCCAGCGGAUCGUACGUUUCACAUGAUGUUUUGCACAGUACGAGGAGAAAAAGAUCAACUCAGAGCUCAAAGAGUUCCUUGCACUACAAAUUUUCAGCAUUUGGACAGGAACUUCACUUAGAGCUUAAACCUUCGACCAUUUUAAGCAACAGUUUUAUUGUCCAGGUACUCGGGAAAGAUGGAGUGUCAAAUUCUCAGGACCAUGAAAUUGAGCAGUGUUUCUACCAGGGAUUUAUAAGGAAUGAUAGCACCUCUUCAGUAGCAAUAUCUACGUGUGUAGGCUUGUCGGGAUUGAUACGCACGCGGCAGAUGGAGUUCCUGAUCUCCCCGUUACCUCAGCGCCUGGCCCGGGAGCACAACUACACGUCCCCCGCCGGGCACCACCCGCACGUGCUGUACAAGAGGACGGCAGAGGGGCAGGUGCACGGGCCCCCAACCCGGCCCCAUCCCAAAUCCAUCCCCCGGGGCCGGCGCAGGACGCGCGCCCACCCCAGCGCGUACCGCCACGGACGGUUCCAAAAGCAGCACUUUUGUGGACGGCGCAAGAAAUAUGCCCCCAAGCCACCCACAGAAGAGACCUACAUUCGCUCAGAUGAGUACGGGACUUCUGCGAGGUUCAAAAGAUCAUCUGCUAAAAUUCAGAAAAAUGGAAGUCUGAAUGUUGAAACCCUUGUUGUGGCAGAUAAAAAGAUGUUGGAGAAACAUGGCAAGGAAAAUGUAACAACAUAUAUCCUAACAGUCAUGAACAUGGUCUCUAGUCUGUUUAAGGAUGGAACGAUUGGAAGUGAUAUAAACAUUAUUGUUGUGAGCCUGCUUCUUUUGGAACAUGAGCCUGGCGGGCUGCUGAUCAACCACCACGCUGACCAGUCCCUGAACAGCUUCUGCCAGUGGCAGUCUGCCCUGGUUGGGAAGAACGGGAAGCGCCACGACCACGCCAUCCUCCUGACGGGCUUUGACAUCUGCUCCUGGAAGAACGAGCCCUGUGACACUCUAGGAUUUGCACCCAUCAGUGGCAUGUGCAGCAAAUACCGCAGCUGCACCAUUAAUGAGGACACAGGCCUUGGACUGGCUUUUACAAUUGCUCAUGAAUCUGGACACAACUUUGGGAUGAUUCAUGAUGGAGAAGGAAAUGCUUGUAGAAAAGCUGAGGGAAAUAUUAUGUCUCCCACACUCACUGGAAACAAUGGAGUGUUUUCUUGGUCUGUGUGCAGCAGGCAGUAUCUCAACAAAUUUCUCAGUACAGCUCAAGCUGCCUGCCUGAUUGAUGAACCCAAGCAAACAGGACAGUAUAAAUACCCUGACAAACUGCCAGGGCAGAUCUAUGAUGCUGAUACCCAGUGCAAAUGGCAAUUUGGAAUGAAAGCAAAACUGUGCAACCUCAGCUUUGUAAAGGAUAUCUGCAAAUCCCUUUGGUGUCACAAAGUGGGUCACAGGUGUGAGACAAAGUUCAUGCCCGCAGCAGAAGGAACAGCUUGUGGCAUAAGUAUGUGGUGUCGCAGGGGACAGUGUGUGCAGUACGGGGAGCACGGGCCCAAGCCCGUCCAUGGCCAGUGGUCCGCCUGGUCCCAGUGGUCCGAGUGCACGCGCACCUGCGGAGGGGGCGUCACCUACCAGGAAAGACACUGCAAUAAUCCAAAGCCGCAGUACGGCGGGAAGUUCUGCCAGGGCUCGGGCCGUGUGUAUCAGCUCUGCAAUAAGCAGCCUUGCCCAGCAGGCAGCCUGGACUUCCGAGCCCUGCAGUGUGCAGAGUACAACAGCAAACCCUUCCGGGGCUGGUUCUACAAGUGGAAACCCUACACCAAAGUGGAAGAGCAAGACAAAUGUAAAUUGUAUUGCACAGCUGAAGACUUUGACUUUUUCUUUGCAAUGUCCAGCAAAGUGAAGGAUGGAACUCUGUGUUCUCCAAAUAACUAUGAUGUUUGUAUUGAUGGAAUAUGUGAACAAGUAGGGUGUGAUCAUGGACUUGGUUCCAAAGCUGUGUUGGAUGCUUGUGGAGUUUGUAAAGGAGAUAAUUCAACGUGCAAGUUCUUUAAAGGCCAAUACUUGACCCAGCACAAAGCUAAUGACUACUACGCGGUGGUGACGGUGCCGGCGGGUGCGCGCAGCAUCCAGCUGCGGGAGCUGCACGUCUCCCCCAGCUACCUGGCCGUGCGCAGCCUGGCCAGCAGGUACUACCUGACAGGAGACUGGACCAUCGACUGGCCUGGGAAGUUCCCCUUUGCCGGGACGGUUUUUGAUUACCAGCGCUCCUUUAACCAGCCCGAGAGUCUCUACGCGGCAGGACCCACUAAUGAGACGCUGGUCUUUGAAAUCCUGUUACAAGGCAAAAACCCUGGGAUUUCUUGGGAAUACACAUUUGCCAAAAGCAGCAUUGAGAACAAGACAUCUGUCAGGAAGCACAGCUACUCUUGGGUGACAGUGCAGUCUGAGUGCUCAGCGACCUGUGGUGGUGGACACAUUACAGCAAAAGCAAUUUGUUUGGAAGAUCAUCGUGCUCGAGUCAACGCCUCCUUCUGUGGCCCAAGGACAAAGCCUUUGACUGAAACCAAGCUGUGCAACACAAACCCCUGCCCAGCCUACUGGUCAGCAGGUGAAUGGAGCACAUGCAGCAAGUCUUGUGGAGGGGGACAGCAAAGCCGCCUCAUUCAGUGUGUCCAGAAAAGGGCUUUCCAAAGAGAGGAGGUGGUGGCCCAUUCCCUGUGUCCUGUCAGCACCCCAGCACAGGUGCAAGUGUGCAGUGCUCAGGACUGCCCACCCGAAUGGAGCCCUGGCCCAUGGUCUCAGUGCUCCAAGACUUGUGGGAGAGGUAUUAAGAAACGGGAUGUCUACUGCAAGAGUCCUGGUUCUCCCAAGGUGAAAAUCUUGCCUGAAAGCAGGUGCAGUGCAGAGCCUAAGCCUGAGUCCCAGCAGACCUGUGUGCUCGGCCGCUGUCCCAAAAAUGACCGGCUCCAGUGGGUGAUUUCUUCCUGGAGUGAGUGCUCAGCCUCCUGCGGGCCCGGCCUGCGGCAGCGAGAACUCAAAUGCGGCGAGAAGAGCAUCCACGGGAAAUUGGUCACCUUCCCCCAGAGGAGAUGCAGGAACAUCAAGAAACCAAACACCAGCCUGGAGGAAGCUUGUAACAAGGGAGCCUGUCCAUCACAGACGUUGUAUAACAUGGUGUCUGGCUGGUAUUCCUCGCCCUGGCAGCAGUGCACGGUGACCUGCGGCGGGGGAGUGCAGACGCGGAGCGUGCAGUGCCUGCGCCAGGGCAGGCCGGCUGCUGGCUGCCUGCCCCAGCAGAAACCAGCUGUCCUGAGAGCCUGCAACACCAACUUCUGCCCAGUCCCCGUGAAAAGAGAUGAUCCUUCUUGUGUGGAUUUCUUCACUUGGUGUCAUCUGGUGCCCCAGCAUGGUGUCUGUAACCACAAAUUUUAUGGCAAGCAAUGUUGUAAAUCAUGUACGAAGAAGAACUGAUAGCAGCGUGUUAUCUGAACCCUUCAGUGACAGGAUUCUCUUCUUCAAUUUAUGUUGGAUUUAUCUCUGCUUUGAGGCAAGACAUGGUGCCACAUAAACCACUGAUGGGAGAGACAUUUUUUCUAAGGGAAUGUCUGAGGUACAGUAAUUGUUGGAUUUAUGUUGAAAAAGGAAUGUUUCUUUCUUAUUUUUUCUUAAUUUGCUGACCUCACUAAAGCACAGGGUACUAUGGAUCACUUGAACACUGAGA